AUGGCAAUGAGACUUUUAUUACUGUCUAUUGAACUUGACCGAUUUGCACUUUAUUUGGAUUCUGAUAUAAUCCCAUGGCAUAGUGACAAGCCAUGGGAGGAUUUGCUUCCUUCUGAGUGGGUCCAGGUUUUUAGAUAUGGCACUAAAGAAGGCAAACCUUCUGAUAGAAUUGUCAAACAACACACUUAUAUUCUGGAACCAAUUACAGGAAAUGAAAAGUAUACAAAGUUAAGGGCAAAUGAAUUGGCUAAGAGUGAUCAACCUUUGCAGAAUGCAACAGUGAAUUUGGAUGAUGUCAUUCUCUGUUUAUCAAAGGAUGGAUACAAGGAUAUGUUAAAACUAGCUGAUCACUUUUCUGCCAUUAAUCAACGCUUAAAAUAUGCGCAUUUUUGUCCACAUGUUUCCAUGAAAUCUGAUCCUCGUUCUUGGUGGAAGUAUGCUUAUAGAGCAGUAUCUAACCAAGUGAAGAAGGGAAGAUUCAUAGUGGGAUUAGAUGACUUGACUUUUGUUUGUGAUAAGAGUAAUAUAUUAAGAACCUCAGUUUCUCAUGCCAGUGCGUCAACUAAAUGUCUAAACGUAAAAGAUAAUAAGCUAUUUGUAUUUUCAUUCAUAUGA
Molecule: messenger RNA, 615 nt
Organism: Humulus lupulus (European hop)
Lineage: Eukaryota; Viridiplantae; Streptophyta; Magnoliopsida; Rosales; Cannabaceae
Exons: 5
Coding region: 1-615 (204 amino acids)
Source: RefSeq, a predicted model, not a curated record